AUGACUGCCAGCAACGGUGCCAACGGCACCUCAACACGCCGCACUCUGCCAUGCGGCAUUUAUGCCCCUACCAUGACAUUCUUUGACCCAGACACGGAGGAGCUCGACAUUCCCGUGAUCAAGAAGCAUGCGGAGAGACUGGUCAAAGCGGGCCUCGCUGGUCUCGUGACCAUGGGAUCAAAUGGAGAAGCGGCCCACUGCACCCGCGAGGAGAAGAUGGCCGUGACUCGCGCAACCAGGGAGGCCCUUGAUGCUGCCGGAUUCACGUCGACUCCCAUCAUCGUUGGUGCUACGGAGGGGAGCGUCAAGGGCACGAUCGAGGCCUGCAAGGAGUCGGAAAAGGCUGGCGGCGACUACGUGCUGCUGCUGCCCCCGAGUUACUUCCGCGCCCACAUGGAUGAGGAAGCCGUAGAAGCGUAUUUCAAUGCUGUAGCAGACGCAAGCCCUCUGCCUAUCAUCAUAUACAACUACCCCGGCGCGGUGGCCGGCAUCGACCUGGACUCUGACGUCCUGAUCCGGCUGGCUCAGCACCCCAACAUUGUUGGAACCAAGUUCACCUGUGGCAACACCGGUAAGCUCACGCGCGUGGCGCUUGGCACCAACGCAAAGACAGACUCGUCCGAGGGCAGCGGGUACAUGGCAUUCGGCGGCAUGUGUGACUUUACCGUCCAGACCCAGGUGUCAGGGGGCAGCGGCAUCAUCGCCGGCGGCGCCAACGUCAUGCCCAAGGUGUGCGUCAAGGUGUGGAAGCUGUACGCCGAGGGCAAGAUCCAGGAGGCCAUCGCGCUGCAGAAGGUGCUGUCCAAGGGCGACUGGCCCCUGACCAAGGCUGCCAUUGCAGGCACCAAGCAGGCUAUCCAGAGCUACUACGGCUACGGUGGUCACCCGCGCCGGCCUCUCAAGCGCCUUGACAAGGCGAGGGUCUCGGCCAUCGCCGAUGCCAUCGCGGAGGUCAUGGAGGUUGAGAAGUCGUUGUAG
Neoarthrinium moseri is the source of this 978-nucleotide messenger RNA. RefSeq lists its product as uncharacterized. Gene Ontology annotation, molecular function: 4-hydroxy-tetrahydrodipicolinate synthase activity. Lineage: Eukaryota; Fungi; Ascomycota; Sordariomycetes; Amphisphaeriales; Apiosporaceae. The transcript has a single exon. The coding region runs from base 1 to 978 and encodes 325 amino acids. The record is from RefSeq and is a predicted model, not a curated record.